AUGGAGACCUCUGACGAUAGCGACGUCGAAGAGAUACAUCAGUAUACCCAAGAGCUUUGUGCUCAGGAGGUGACAGCGUUAUUCCCAGACAUAUGCCUACAAUCACUCACGUCGAUUGCCGAACCACUUGAAUUCAUUCCCCAGGCCGUGAUAAAUCAUAUCAUCGACCUCCUAGAGUCGGGGAAGACUUAUCCAAAGCGAGAACAAGCGAGCCAAGCCCUCGGCAAGAGAAAGCGCGAUGACAGCGAACAAGAUGACGAUCUUGCAGAGACUGUACUUCAGGCCAAACGCCUAUACGUCCCUAAAGAUCGAGAACAGCCGCGGCUGGGUUUCAAAGAUCCUCAUUUCGUGAAGCACAUGAUUGCGGGAGAUUUCCCGUUUGUCCCUAUGAAGGUCAUCCAACAUGUCCUUUCGAAAAACAACUCCCUUCUCUUCCCUACGUAUCUUGCCCUCAACGAUAUCAUUGAGGAAGCAGGCGAACCUAUCCCUUUCAAUUGGGCAUAUAAGAAGCGACCCUCAGUUAUGCCACCAAAAUAUAAGGAAGCGAACAUUGACGAAUCCAUAAGGUCUGCUGAUAGAUCUUUGGAAAGGGAACGAGGAGAGGCAGAGUUGAUGGAGGAGCUCAAGGCCGCCAGAGCUACCCGCCGGCACGCGAGGAUAGAGCAGCAAAACUUUGACGAGGCGAGAUCCCGAGGCGAAAUCAAAGAGUGUGAGUGUUGUUUUGGUGACUUUGCAGAGAAUCGGUUAGUUCAUUGCAACGGCGGUGACAUACACUUCUUUUGCUUUCAAUGCGCCCUUCGAAACGCCGAGAUCCAGGUUGGUCUUUCCAAACAUGAACUAGAGUGCAUGUCGACAGAGGGGUGCAAGGCUGGCUUUUCUCGUAAGGAGCGGGGAAAGUUUUUGCCUCCGUCACUGGCUUCUGCACUCGAUAAGAUUGAGCAGGACGAGUGUCUUAGACUGGCCGGGUUACCUGAUCUUGCCCAUUGUCCAUUCUGCUCUUAUGCUGAAGAGUAUCCACCAGUGGCUAUUAAUAAGGAGUUCCAGUGCCGAAAGCCCGACUGCAUGGUUACAAGUUGUCGUGUUUGCAACCUGGCAACACAUCUCCCGAAGACAUGCGAAGAGGCCGCUGAAGAGGACGCACGGGACAAGGGCCUGGUUGUCAGGAGACAGGUGGAAGAGGCUAUGUCACAAGCCCUUAUCCGCAAUUGCAACAAGUGCAACACCCCUUUCAUCAAAGAAGAUGGGUGUAACAAAAUGACUUGUUCCAAGCCAGGCUGUCGCAAUGUGCAAUGUUACGUUUGCUCCAAGUCUUGUGGUUACAAUCAUUUCGAUCGACCAGAACGAGGGGGCAAAGCGGGCAAUUGUCCAUUGUUUGACAAUGUCGUCGAGCGACAUGUAAGGGAGGUCGAAAAAGCUGAAGAGGAGACCAAGCAGAAGGUUCUAGAGGAGAACCCAGAUCUUGAGCCCGAGCUUCUUGACUUAAGUUUCUCUUCAAAUGUCAAGAAAGACGAGGAUCGUCGAUUGGAGAGGGCUGCGGCGAGACAUAUUCCAUACGGGCGACCGCCUCGUCGCGAUAAUGACCAGCAACCACAAGUCCCGGCAAAUGGCUUAAGAGACGGUGUCGAAGAACCGGUGUGGCUGGGCGAAAAUGCUGCGGGAAGGUGGUACCAACAACCACGACAGGUUGAGCGGCUGCAACAACGACUACAGCGACUACAACAGCAUCAGCAGGCUCAAGAGGCUCAAGAGGCUCAGCAAGCCCUUCAAGCUCGUCUGCAAGCCCAACAGCAGGCUCAGCAAGCCCGACUACAGGCUCUCCAGGCUCAUGAGCGGGCCCAACAAGCUCUGCAGCAGGCACAGGGAGCACAGCAACUGGGACAAAGUCUAGAGGCACAACAGAUGCAAGCACUCGAUGCCAUGAAGGACCACUUUCGACAGCCGAUAUUUAAUGCGUGGCAGAAGUUUAGGAAUUUUACAAACGGGCCUAUGCCUCUUCCACUGGCACCAGGACAGGCGCAACCAGUUGCUCUGCAGCCAGGUCCAGUUGAGCCACACUUGCAACAAGGCCCCCCUCCCUCAAUGCCUAACCCAAAUCCCUAG
Molecule: messenger RNA, 2100 nt
Organism: Fusarium coffeatum
Lineage: Eukaryota; Fungi; Ascomycota; Sordariomycetes; Hypocreales; Nectriaceae
Exons: 4
Coding region: 1-2100 (699 amino acids)
Source: RefSeq, a predicted model, not a curated record